Eutrema salsugineum is the source of this 1917-nucleotide messenger RNA. RefSeq names its product putative BTB/POZ domain-containing protein At3g49970. Gene Ontology annotation, molecular function: protein binding. The transcript has 5 exons. The record is from RefSeq and is a predicted model, not a curated record. NCBI's taxonomy places the organism in Eukaryota, Viridiplantae, Streptophyta, Magnoliopsida, Brassicales, Brassicaceae. Bases 93 to 1793 code for a protein of 566 amino acids.
CAACUUGAAAUGAUCUCUCUCUCUCUCUCUCUGAAAUAGUUCUCAGGUUGAUUUCUUGAACAGGAAGAAACUGAUUGCAAAGUGUUUAUCAAAUGUCCGCAAAGCAGGAGCUUAUGUCCUUAGCCAUGAAGAGAACUAGUGAAUGGAUAUCUUCUCAGGAAAUUCCUUGUGACAUCGCUGUUCAUAUAGGAGAGACUUCGUUUUCACUUCACAAGUUUACAGUUGUGUCAAAAUGUGGGUUUCUAAAGAAACUUGCUUCCGAAACAAGCAACGAUUCCAACAUCGCCGUAAUCAAAAUCCCAGAUUUUCCCGGAGGUGCAGAAGCAUUCGAGCUAGCAACCAAAUUCUGCUACGGAAUAAACUUCGAGAUGAACACAGAGAACAUUGCAAUGCUGCGUUGCGCAGCAGAGUAUCUAGAGAUGACAGAGGAACACUCUGUUUCAAACCUCGUGGAGACAACAGAGGUUUACUUGAACGAAGUGAUCCUCAAGAGUUUAUCGAAUUCGGUUAAAGCUCUGCGAAAAUCUGAGUGUUUGUUGCCUAUGGCCGAGAGAGUGAAGCUCGUGAGCCGUUGUAUAGAUUCAAUAUCCUAUGUAACUUGUCAGGAGAGCCAGAGCAAGGAGGAUAUAGUUGACUGGUGGGCUGAGGAUUUAGCUGUUCUAAGGAUUGAUAUGUUUCAACGUGUAUUGAUUGCGAUGAUGGCUAGAGGGUUUCAGCGUUACGCGCUUGGUCCAGUGCUUAUGCUAUAUGCUCAAAACGCUCUUAGAGGGUUGGAGAUUUUUGGGAAUGGGACGAAGAAGACGGAGGCAGAGCAAGAACAUGAGAAAAGGGUGAUUCUUGAAACAAUUGUUAGUCUUCUUCCGAGGGAGAGAAACGCAGUUUCAGUGAGCUUUCUUUCGAUGCUUUUAAGAGCUGCGAUAUACCUCGAAACCACGGUAGCUUGUAGGUUUGAUUUGGAGAAGAGAAUGGGAUUACAGUUAAGACAGGUCGUGCUUGAUGAUCUCUUGAUUCCUUCUUACUCAUUCAACGGAGACAACACAAUGUUUGAUGUUGAUACUGUUCAACGCAUCCUCAUGAAUUAUCUUGAGUUUGAAGUUGAAGGAAACUCUAUUAGUUUUGCCACUGAUAUCGGUGAAUUGAUGAUGACUUAUCUGGCUGAAAUUGCUUCUGAUAGAAACAUAAACCUGACGAAAUUCAUCGGGUUAGCUGAAUGCAUUCCUGAACAGUCUAGGAUUACUGAAGAUGGGAUGUAUCGAGCCAUAGACAUCUACCUUAAGGUGCAUCCGAAUAUAAGUGAAAUGGAGAAGAAGAAACUUUGUAGCUUAAUGAACUGUAAAAAGCUAUCGCAAGAAGCUUGUGCUCACGCAGCUCAAAACGAACGUCUCCCUAUAAAAACCGUAGUUCAAGUUCUCUACAACGAGCAACAAAGUCUCCGCCAAGUUCUAAGUGAUUCAGAUUCUUCAGCAGCUGCAACCUCAUCAGAGACUCUUUAUCCUUUUAAGCUAAGCUCCUACAACAAUGAGCUCUCCAUACUAAACCGCGAAAACCAAGAAUUGAAGCUUGAGUUGCUCAAGGUGAAAAUGAAGGUCAAUGAGUUGGAGAAGGAUAAAGAUUAUGAAGUCAUGAGUGGUUCGGAUUGGUCUCCGGUUACAACUGCUUCGGUGGUUAAGCCUCCAUUACCGAGAAAGUCAAUUAUAAGCUCUGUCUCUCGGAAACUCGGAAAGCUUAACCCUUUUGGCCUCACACAAGGACGAAUCAAACCACCUAAAGACCGAAGACAUUCUAUUUCUUAGAAACAAUCCAUAAACACUUGUCCUUGUUGCUGAGAAAAAAAAAAGAGUUUUCUCUGUAUCAAAAUAUGAUUUGAUGUUUGGUUGUGUAUAGAGAGCGCCGAGAAUAUGUUGAGUUUCGAUGUGU